Messenger RNA from Perca fluviatilis (European perch), 864 nucleotides. It is a transcript of the gene sf3b5, whose product is annotated as splicing factor 3b, subunit 5. The coding region runs from base 162 to 422 and encodes 86 amino acids. The record is from RefSeq and is a predicted model, not a curated record. Gene Ontology annotation, biological process: mRNA splicing, via spliceosome. The transcript has 3 exons. NCBI's taxonomy places the organism in Eukaryota, Metazoa, Chordata, Actinopteri, Perciformes, Percidae. Gene Ontology annotation, cellular component: U2 snRNP; precatalytic spliceosome.
UUUCUCUCCGGUUUAUUUUACAGGUGGAACUUACCGGAAGUCAUCGUUCUAUUGCAUUGCCACGGAGUGCGAACGGAGUAGGGUAUUAUUUACAUCUUCUGCCUUCGCUUUUACAUUCUUUACAUUUUAUCGAAGCCUCUCGGACUCUCAUCGCCGCGAGAAUGACUGACAGAUACAACAUUCACAGUCAGCUGGAGCAUCUUCAGUCAAAGUACAUCGGCACAGGACACGCUGACACCAGCAAGUGGGAAUGGCUGGUCAACCAGCACCGAGACUCGUACUGCUCCUACAUGGGACAUUUUGACCUGCUCAACUACUUCUCCGUCGCUGAGAACGAGAGCAAAGCGCGUGUCCGCUUCAACCUGAUGGAGAAGAUGCUUCAACCAUGUGGACCACCAGCAGACAAACCUGAUGAUGCCUAGAUUACACUGGACUCUGCAGCUCUCCGGCAAAUUAUCAGAGAAGAUGGAAAAGUGGCAUACUAUCAUCUUGUAUUAACUGAUGGCUGUAUUCUCGAUUAGAUUUUCUGUUUUGUUUUAAUUAAAUUUCAUACGUUACCAAUUAAAAUGUGUUUUCUCGUCAUGAAGUCAGUGCCCAGGCUACAUACAGAUAGGUGACCCAUUCAAGUUAGAGCAGCACAAAGUGACUUAGUGUAGUGUGUGGCCACCACCAGCAAACAACUGCUCUAAUGCUCCUCAGAUUCUCAGUCUCUUUAAAGCUAUAGAAGGAAUGAACUCCAUUCUUGUAAAAGAUACUCCCUCAUUUGCUAUUUUCACACAAAUCUUUUAUAGGUUUUAAGUUGAAAUUGUCACUGCAAAGGCCGUAGCACGUAAUUCAUACUCAUUAAAUCAUUCAGUGACCUCA